Messenger RNA from Parnassius apollo (apollo), 723 nucleotides. The record is from the annotation of a GenBank genome assembly. NCBI's taxonomy places the organism in Eukaryota, Metazoa, Arthropoda, Insecta, Lepidoptera, Papilionidae.
AUGUAUUACUACGAAAACCCAUAUUAUUUUGAUCAAGAUCCUAAUGACGCUUCUUAUUAUUACCCCGAAUAUCAAUCCGAAGAAACUGUAAGCGCGAAAACUAAGAUCAACGUGGCAGAUACGAAUAAUAUUAAAACGACGGAAAAUAUUGAAAAUUUUCACAUAAAAAUCUCAACAAAACCCCCGAAACUCGCUGAUGCCCUAUGUCGUAUCAAACUAAACGUAUUAGAUUCCAACGAUGACACUGAUUCGAUGCAAGUAAACGUAGAAGAUACAGACAAAAACCUUAUAAACUAUGUCGACAGCUUGACCGACGAAAUUUACCGCAUAGCAAAGCUUAAUAAACCAAAUGAGAACUCCGAUACAAUAACUGUGUCUGACCUAUCAGCAACUCUUUCAGCAUCUGAACUAAUAGAUAUAACAGAACAAACUUAUCCCGUACCAUCAAUUAGCACAGAAACAGUACACUCAGCGUUAGAAUUAGAAUCUACAGGAUCUCCGCAAAAACUAACCGAACAGGAAGAAUUGAAUUUUGUUAAAGUUCUUAUUGUAGUCGCAGACUACGGUCUUCCUCUAACACUAUUGGAUCUUAGGAUACUAGUGAAUGAAUACCUAUUGAAAAAUAAUAAAGCUUUUAUUUUUAACGGAAAAUUACCUGGAGAAUGGUGGGCCAGAGCAUUCAUAGAACGGCAUCGUGAUAAGUUAACUAUCAGAUCUGUGUAA